AAGUUUCAUUCUUUUCCAUUUAGCAAUAAUGGAGAUGGAGUUAUGAAGGAUGAUCUCCUCAUGCAAGAAGCCAAGAAGUUCUCUGUUUCGCUCAUUCAAUUCAUUUUCUGCUGAAGAUAGAAGGCCCACCAAAGAGAGAGAGAGAGAGAGCAUGGGGUCCCUAUUCUUCGAUCCUAGCAUGCUAGUAAAGAAGGAGACAAUCAUGUCCCUUAAUAUGUACGAGACGUUAUCCCGCCAAUGUCGAAUUGCAUUCCCUGCGAGAAGGAAGAGCUUCACGACGGAGCGGCCGUGGGUGAUUGGGAAAUCCCUAAUCCCAAACAAGAUAAGAGAAAAAGUUAGGUGGUUUUUGCAAAGCAAGAAUCGAUAUUUGUUACUAGAGAAACAGAAGAAGUGAACGGAGGAGCUGCAGAGUGGUCGCCAUUGUCCUUCCAUUAACGGAGGAGCUUGAAGAAGGAUGAGGUCUCCCAAGACAGGCUCAUGUCUUGAAAAUUAGUAACUUUUAGCUUUUCCCGGGGUUUAGCUGGUUCUCUUUGGAACAUCUGCAACUAAAUCUCUCUUCUAUGGAGUGUUUGUCCCCAUUCUUGGGGGAGAUUUUGCGUCCUAUGUGUGACUCCAUGUGCUCCCGGGUCGGUAAUGCCAUAAGGUUCAAAUCCAACGUCCAAGCUCUUAACAGUGUGAUGGAGAGAUUAGUUGAGCUUAGGGGCAACAUAAAUGAAGACCACAAAGAUAAAUCCUUUAGUCUCAAGCUAAUGGGGUGGCAAAGAAAGUCUGAUGAGGUUAUCACUGAAGCAAGGUCCGAACUUGACGAACGGGUUCCAUGCGGUAUGUCCUUGAAAUCCAGGCUGAGCAGGAAACUCGUCACGAUUCUCAACGAAGCUAGAAUGCUCGAAAAGGAAGGUUUAGAUCUUUUAGACAUGAUAGCUGUGGCUACUGCACAUGAAAGAGUUGAACAUGUUCCAGGAGUUUCAGUACUUCAUCAAACAACGGCUUCAAAUAUGUUGGGUAAAAUUAUAGAUGGUUUGAGGAGCAGUGAGGUUCAGAAGAUUGGUAUUUGGGGUAUGGGUGGAGUAGGGAAAACGACAUUGGUGAGGACGUUGAACAAUAAGCUUCAUGAAGAGACUGCAACUCAACCAUUUGGCUUGGUGAUCUUUGCUACAGCAUCCAAAGACUUUGAUCCAAGAACGGUCCAAAAGCAGAUUGCUGAGAGACUGGAUAUCGACACCAGGUUGGAAGAAACUGUAGAGAGGCUGGCAAGAAGGAUCUAUGCGAGGCUUGAGAAACAGACCAACUUCCUUCUUAUUCUUGAUGACGUGUGGAAAGAUAUUGAUUUAGAUCUUCUGGGCAUUCCAGAAGAGAAGAAGGGUUCAAAAAUCAUUCUCACUUCCAGGUCUCUUGACGUCUGUCGUAGCAUGAGGACAAAUCUUGAUAUUAGGGUUGAUUGCUUGUGCGAAGAAGAAGCUUGGGAACUGUUUUGCCAGAAUGCAGGAGAGGUUGCGAGAUCAGAACGUAUUGAGCGCUCAGCAAAAGCCGUUUCACGUGAAUGUGGCGGGUUGCCCUUGGCUAUCAUCACAGUGGGGACAGCUAUGAGGGGAAAGACAGAUGUCAAGUUGUGGGAACACGCCUUGGAGCAGUUAAGUAGAUCUGUACCUUGUUUCAGAAGCAUUGAAGAGAAGGUCUUCCUGCCUUUGAAAUUGAGCUACGACUUCUUGGAAGAAAAGCUAAAAUCUUGUUUUCUUAUGUGUGCUUUGUUUCCUGAAGACUACUCCAUUGACGUUAAGGAGCUUGUGAUGUACUGGAUCGCUGAAGGAUUCAUGGAUGAACAAGAUUCCCAUGAGGAAUCCAUGAACGAAGGAAUCACAAUUGUAGAGAGCUUAAAAGACUACUGUCUAUUAGAGGAUGGUUGGCGCAGUGAGACAGUUAAAAUGCAUGAUGUUGUCCGAGAUUUUGCGAUAUGGACUAUGUCUUCCUCACAAGAUGAUUGCCACUCGCUAGUCCUGUCUGGUAAAGGUUUGCAAGAGAUUAGGCAAGACAAAUUUGCUCCUUCGCUUCGAAGGGUUUCUUUGAUGCACAAUAAUCUCGAAAGGCUUCCUGGUCUCUCAGAGAAGUACUGCAUGGAGGCCUCAACCUUACUGCUACAGGAGAACUAUCUUCUACAAGAAGCAUCAGAUGGGUUCUUGCAAGCAUUCCCAGCUCUUAGGAUUUUGAAUCUAAGUGGGACAUGCGUGAACUCCCUGCCCCAUUCCUGUUUGCAGCUUUCCAAACUUCAUUCUCUUUUCUUAAGAGGAUGUACUAACCUUACCGAACUACCUUCUCUAGAAACUCUUGCUAAACUUGAGCUACUGGAUCUACAUGGCUCCCGUAUCAAAGAAUUCCCAAAAGGGCUAGAAAAGCUGGAGAGCUUUAAACACCUUGAUCUUUCAGGAACAGUUCACCUCAAAACUAUUCCAGCUGGAAUUGUUUCGCGGUUAUCAAGUUUGGAGACACUAAACAUGAAAUUAAGUAACUACCAUUGGAGUGUAAAAGGAGAAGAACAAGAAGGCCAAGCAACACUUGAAGAGAUUGCAUACCUUGACUGUCUACAGGUGCUGUCUAUAAGUCUUAUUUGUUCGCCGUCUUUUCUGAAGAAGAGCAACCCUUGGAUCAAAAGACUAAAGAAAUUUCAAAUUAAUGUGGGCUUUAGCUACGUUUUGCCUAUGAUACACGAUGAGAGGACACUAGCAAUAAGUAGUCUCAACUUAUCACAAGUAUCCAUGGAGUGGCUCUUGGCUUGUACAACCUCUGUAAUACUGAACAGUUGUCAAGGGCUCCAAGGAAUGAUGAAGAAAUUGGUCACUGGCAGCAAGACAUUCGUGAAUCUGAAAUCUCUAACGAUUGUGAAAACUAGUAUCAACUCUAGUGGUGGUGGGAUUGAGAAGGCAACCACCAAAAGUCGAGACACACUUCCAUUUCUGGAGGAACUUCGUCUGCACGAAGUUAACUUUGUAUCCCUUUCGGAGUUACAAGCACAGCUAGGGUUGAGAUUGGUAGCUCUUAAACUACUUCUGGUCAGCAAGUGCAAUAACCUUAAAACACUCGUUGAGAUAGACAUGUUCACUAUGCCAAACCUGGAGGAGAUGGAAAUUAGCGACUGUGACUCCUUGCAUCAUCUACGCCAAACUAUUGAUGGUCCACAAGAACCUCUCCUACCAAAGUUACGUGUCAUGAAACUGAGAAAUCUUCCAGAGCUGGAGAGUGUUUGCUACGAAAAAGAGACUUGGGAGUGUCUCGAACAGGUGAAAGUCAUGAACUGUGGUCGGCUAUAUACUUUACCCAUAAGCUCCAAAACUUGUGGAAGAAUCAAGGAAAUAAAAGGAGCUGUGAGUUGGUGGAAACAUUUGAGAUGGGAUGAUCCUUCUUCUACUUUAAAAACUCUUGAUCCUUGUUUCAAGCCAUUAAGAUUACUAGGUGAAGAAAUGGCACCCAUAUUUGGGGAGCACUACUUGUGGGACAGUUGAUGAAGAAUCUAGCUAGGUCCAUCACCCCAAGAGCUACUGUAUUUUCUCAAUGUGUUCGAAUAUUUCAAUUGUGGAUGUGCAAAGACUAUCUUGUUUA
Molecule: messenger RNA, 3591 nt
Organism: Brassica napus (rape)
Lineage: Eukaryota; Viridiplantae; Streptophyta; Magnoliopsida; Brassicales; Brassicaceae
Product: disease resistance protein At4g27190-like
Exons: 3
Coding region: 561-3494 (977 amino acids)
Molecular function (GO): ATP hydrolysis activity; ADP binding
Source: RefSeq, a predicted model, not a curated record